Spea bombifrons (plains spadefoot toad) is the source of this 2350-nucleotide messenger RNA. RefSeq names its product clavesin 2 (gene CLVS2). Bases 1093 to 2076 code for a protein of 327 amino acids. The transcript is spliced from 5 exons. Gene Ontology annotation, molecular function: phosphatidylinositol bisphosphate binding. The record is from RefSeq and is a predicted model, not a curated record. Gene Ontology annotation, cellular component: membrane. Lineage: Eukaryota; Metazoa; Chordata; Amphibia; Anura; Pelobatidae.
UGAAUGCACACAACAGACGGGCAGCCUCUCAUCUCAUUGCCAUCCGCAGUAACUGUAAGGCAAGAACACAAGCGACACAGAUAGCUCAUCCACUUUAGAUCCGGCUCUGCUGCCUGCUCUGUACGUUCUGCUAAAACACAAUAAUCACGAAGACCUGUGCGUGUGAGGAUUAAGCGAUGCAUAUGUGGAAUUACUGAUCUCUCACUGCUACCUUACUGAUUGGGAGGACUGUGACGGCAAGGAAGGGUGUUGUCAUCACCUUUUAAAAUCAGCUGCAAGAACCACAUGUACCGGAAAACCUAAGCCUCCUUUUCUUUUUCAUUCCUAAGAGUGAUGUUAGCUGUUUCUUUCGUCAGAUUUUUCUUUAACUAGCGGAUCUGCUGCAGAUUGCCACAUUGAUUUGCUUUUUUAUUUUUUUUUCUUCUUCUUCAAGAUGGCAAUUUCUUAUUGGAUAUGUGUUUCAACCUUCUUGUGACCACCCAGGACUAGAGACAUACAGCCCACGAUGGGAUAUUGGUAAGGAUCGAUAACACAAGGCUGUAGCUGAUAUUCAUCAGUGACAGCGAAAGUCUGGGCGUCUGACACAUGAUCACUACAAGAACAGACUAAAGCAUCUGCUUAUUCGUUAACACCGGAAUCGGAACAGUAUAAUAAGACGCCGUGGCCGAUAUGAUUCAUUAGAAGGAUGACAAGAUUGUCAUAGGCAAAAUUCGGAGGAGACUCUGUGGUGACGGAGAGUACAAUUACCUAUUUCUACCACCUGGAGGCGCUUUAUCACUCUCUCCUAUCCUUACCUUUGAGGUCAGGAGGAUACAGAAACAAGUUGGGCAUUUGAUCUACUCCCAUUGCAACUCCCUUCGAACCUUAAUUGGCGGACACUUUUUCUUUUUCAAGCGAGGGGUUUGGGGAUUUAGCAAAACCUACUGUGUGUGGUUGUUUUGUAAUUCUUGGCACAUCUGCUUACCUGUAUUAUUAAACUCAUUCGCUGGGAACACUUGUGUGAAACAAAAAGGAAAAACAAGACACAACAUUACUCUCAGGAAUAUAAGGGAAUCCAUAGACAUAGAAUAGAGCAUAACCCAAGAUACAAAAAUGACCCACUUGCAGGCUGGAUUAUCACCUGAAACAUUGGAGAAAGCUCGCUUGGAGCUAAAUGAGAACCCAGACACCUUGCAUCAAGACAUCCAGGAGGUAAGGGAUAUGGUGAUAACCCGGCCAGAUAUUGGUUUCCUCAGGACAGAUGAUGCCUUCAUUUUAAGGUUUCUGCGGGCGAGGAAAUUUAACCACUUUGAGGCUUUCCGACUAUUGGCCCAGUACUUUGAGUACCGCCAACAGAAUCUGGAUAUGUUCAAGAACUUUAAGGCUACAGAUCCAGGAAUCAAACAAGGACUGAAAGACGGCUUCCCUGGGGUUCUGUCAAACCUUGACCAUUUUGGAAGAAAGAUACUUGUAUUAUUUGCUGCCAACUGGGACCAAAGCAGGUACACUCUUGUGGACAUACUGCGAGCUAUACUGCUGUCUCUAGAAGCUAUGAUAGAAGAUCCGGAACUCCAAGUGAACGGAUUUGUUUUAAUAAUAGACUGGAGCAAUUUUACUUUCAAACAGGCUUCAAAACUCACCCCAAGCAUGCUGAGACUGGCAAUAGAGGGCCUUCAGGAUAGUUUUCCUGCACGCUUUGGUGGAAUCCAUUUUGUCAAUCAACCCUGGUAUAUUCAUGCCUUGUAUACUGUCAUAAGACCUUUUUUAAAAGAAAAGACGAGGAAAAGGAUAUUUUUGCAUGGGAAUAAUCUCAAUAGCUUGCAUCAGCUGAUUCACCCAGAGAUUCUACCAUCUGAGUUUGGUGGAAUGCUGCCACCAUAUGAUAUGGGGACAUGGGCGAGAACGCUACUGGACCAUGAGUAUGAUGAUGAGAGUGAAUAUAACGUAGACUCAUACAGUAUGACAACAAAAGAUAUGGAAAAAGAUUUGUCUCCCAAAUCCAUGAAAAGAUCGCAGUCAGUUGUGGAUCCUGGGGUGCUGAAACACAAUGACAAAAAUGAGGAUGAAAACAUGCAGCCGUUACUGUCACUUGAUUAGCAGCUUUUCAAGUGAUGAAGAGAAGAAUUACUAUUCCAGGAAUACCUAAACUCUUAACAGGAAUGUACCAACUGGAAAUUUAUUAUACAGGUUGACAUAAUAUAAUGUUAAAAAAAAAGACAAUAGUGUCUCUCUACUUUGCAGUUUUCAGAGGCCUCCUAUGGAAUAACACAUUUGUUCUGUAAGUGCCAAUUUGUUUGUAAAUAACAUGCCCCAUGAUCUAAGUGAUCAAUAGAACAAUAUCGUGAAAAAAGCCGCAUUUAAAAACUGUACA